Messenger RNA from Hypoxylon fragiforme, 2097 nucleotides. RefSeq names its product Alpha/Beta hydrolase protein. NCBI's taxonomy places the organism in Eukaryota, Fungi, Ascomycota, Sordariomycetes, Xylariales, Hypoxylaceae. The transcript is spliced from 6 exons. Gene Ontology annotation, molecular function: hydrolase activity, acting on ester bonds. The record is from RefSeq and is a predicted model, not a curated record. The coding region runs from base 445 to 2013 and encodes 522 amino acids.
GCCAAUCUAGAAAUAUUGUGUUAAAGGGGCUGUCGAACGUCGCCGAAUCACCUUUUGCGAUCUUCUUUUGGUAUAAGAUCCAAUAGAACGUAAAUCGCCUAAGCCUGGGAUCUUCUUUUCUUCCUUUUUAGGUAUGUGACUAGUCUACUCAUGCGAUCAAUCAUAUUAUGAUGAUUUGCAAUAGGGGCGUUCAAUGGCAUUACACUUCCAAUUCAAUUAUAUCCUGGCAAGUUUUGAUUGAAAGGUAAAUGAGAAUAACUACGUGGUUAACGAGGUAUAGGCAAGUAUUUAUAGGCCAAUUCGGUAUCUAGUUGAUGUGAUUGGCUCUGAGAGCCGCCUAGGAUGCAUGGCAUGAGACACCCAAGCAGCCCAGAUAGAUAGUAGGCAGGCUGGCUAGGCCCGGGGACUCACGAUCACAACACAGCUUUUCCACUUUCCAGUUCAAUGAGGUUGGAAACCACGACCUCCUCUCAGAAUGUAUACUUCGUGUAUGCUUUGCUAGUAAUGAGCAGCACGCCACAUCAGCCGCAACAGUUUGCGGAGAGCGUGCCACCAAGUGCACCUCAUAAAAUCACCAGGUACCUGAAACGUUUGCUCAAUUCGUGUGUCAAACAGCAUGUCGAUAAAGACAAAGAAGGUGGCAUCAGGGGCCGCCUAGGGCUCACACUCUUGCACUCAUCCCCUGAGCCAUUGGUUGAUCUUAUAUUCGUACAUGGUUUACGCGGGGGGUCUGUCAAGACUUGGCGGAAAGGCAACAACCCUCAUAUGUUCUGGCCGCAACGAUGGCUACCCAUCGAACCUGGAUUACAGAAUAUCAACUUUCAUACUUUCGGCUACGAUUCCGACUGGGCUAGUAGGAAGUCAAGCAUAAUACUCAACGUCCACGACUUUGGCCAGGCGCUUCUGGAGGAGAUGAGAAACUCGCCAUGUUUAAGAGAAAAUUAUGAAAGACCUAUAGUACUACUCGCACACUCUAUGGGAGGACUUGUGGUCAAAAAGACAUUCAUUUUGGCGCAAAAUAUACCCAAGUUCAAAGAUCGUAUAAAAUGCAUUUUCUUCCUCGCCACCCCUCAUAGAGGUUCGGACUCAGACUACAUUGCAACUCUCAAAAGUAUUCUGAGAGAAUCUGGAACUUCGCGACGGUAUAUCGCUGACCUCACUACCGGAUCGACUUCCACCCAGUUGAUCAACGCCGAGUUCACGAAGUACGCAAAUGACGUGCAAGUCUUUUCCUUCUACGAAACAUUACGAGUGAAAGUGGGAUUUUGCUCUAAACUGAUCGUGGAUAAGGCCUCUGCUAUACUCGGGCCUGACUUCCCAAACGAACGAGUUCAGUACAUAAAUGCAAACCAUCGAAAUAUAUGUAAAUUCGACAGCAUCGAUGAUUCAAACUAUAUCACCUUGAAGAAUGCCCUUGUGGGUGCAAUAGAUGAUAUUUUGAUUGACUUUCCCGUAAACAUAGGCGAGAAAUCAAACGCGAAAACGAAGGCUUCGAAACUAUAUCCAGAAAUGCCAGACCAACCUGAGGAACAGUUUUCGGCAGUCGAUGGCUUGUCGAAAUGGCUUGGUGUUAGACAUGACCUCCAGCGUUGGCGGGGCCCCUUUUUAUGUCCCUCGGGCUCUGCCAUUCACCACAAACGACUAGGCGGCCUGGAAGUCGCAGGGCCUGAAAUUUUAUCCUGGGACGAUUACGUCCCAUCCGUUGAUUUGAACGAUGAGAGUAUACCUGCAGCUGUGUCCUGUGGGGAAAACCUGAGCGCCGUAGCCAUGGAGUCUGGCAAUAUCAAGAGUCUCAACAUCGACCAUGGACGAAGCAUAGUAAAUGAAACGGACUCUACUAUGCGAAUUUGGUCACCCGUAGCUAUUGUCCCAGAGAACAGCAAAGAAGGCCAAAGUCUCCCCGAGGAUGCUGUUCAACUGGCCAUUGUCGAGGGCCAGUACGCAUCUAAAAGGUCAUCACGACCCUUUGCCAGUGCGCCAUUUCUUGGCAUCAAACGAGUAGCCACUGUCUAGCCUCUGACUGAUAACUAUUAUAGGCGAUGAUAUAGCUUUAUGUUGGCACACUGGGCCGGUUGUUACCUAUGAUGAAUAAUCUUA